AUGAACGCUCAACUGCGGAAGGUGAUACUUGGGGGCGCGCUGAGAGCGAACAAGCCGCUGCUAUCUAGCACCCAUACCUUAUCUCGCAGUAAAAAUGCGCGCUUGUUUUUUCCCGCUUUGCAAUCGCUUUCCAUUUCAAAUCGGAAGUUUUCCACGUCUGGUAUCUCACCAAAACUAGAGCUGACGAUGACAGAAGGACAAAUCACUGAUAUUACAGGUUCAGUUGCCAACAGCAGCACUGGUCACGAGCCGUGGGGUGUUGUACAGGGCGUGCAGUCAGUACUAGAAGCAGUGCACACGACCACGGGGCUUCCUUGGUGGGCCACAUUAUUACUCUCUGGUGUGACACUGCGAGCUACCAUCUUUCCAUUCUACGUGUUACAAAUUCAAGCUAUGCAAAGGUUAUUACAAGCAAGACCAGAUUUCAUGAAAUUGUAUUCAGCUUACAAGUACGCUCGUACAUUCAUUCCGACUUCGGACCAUAAAGGACACAUAAACGCUAUUUUACUUGGACGACAAGGUGUAAAAGCAGUAAUGAAGAAGUACAACACGCGUCCUAUCCAGACUAUCGUGGGGUCCGUUGCAUACAUCCCCCUUUUCACCCUCAUGGCAUAUAGUGCCCGCGAUAUGGUACGGUCCGGAAACUUUGCAGGAUUUGACUCUGGUGGGUUUUCAGUCUGGAUGAAUUUGAUAGAGACGGACAGUACAUACGUCUUACCUAUCCUCGCCGCAACAUCAACUUACGCCAACUUGGAGCUAUCUCUGCGGACUAAAAGUGGCUUGUGGACGACAUUGCUACAAGGAGGACAAUAUAUCACAAUCCUCGCUGUCCCAAUAAUUGCGAAUUUACCACAAGGUGUUUUCUUCUACUGGCUUGGAGCAUCGUGGUCGUCCAUGGCACAGAUCAUCGCUAUGAGCAACAACAACUUUCGCCGACGUAUUGGGCUAAAACCUCGAAUUGUGGAAGCUCAGUCACCGGCUGCUGCACUUAAAAUGACAUCGGAUGCUACCGAAGGUGCAACGGUUAUAAAUAUUGUACCCUUCGAACAGCAGCAGCACUAG
Plasmopara halstedii is the source of this 1062-nucleotide messenger RNA. Its product is annotated as cytochrome oxidase biogenesis family. The transcript has 5 exons. Lineage: Eukaryota; Oomycota; Peronosporomycetes; Peronosporales; Peronosporaceae. Gene Ontology annotation, cellular component: mitochondrial inner membrane. The record is from RefSeq and is a predicted model, not a curated record. Gene Ontology annotation, biological process: protein insertion into mitochondrial inner membrane from matrix; mitochondrial respiratory chain complex IV assembly. Bases 1 to 1062 code for a protein of 353 amino acids. Gene Ontology annotation, molecular function: membrane insertase activity.